Messenger RNA from Neolamprologus brichardi, 357 nucleotides. Lineage: Eukaryota; Metazoa; Chordata; Actinopteri; Cichliformes; Cichlidae. The record is from RefSeq and is a predicted model, not a curated record.
UCCAGACUGAAUGGCUGUAACCUCUCAGAGAGAGGCUGUGAUGCAUUGUCCUCAGUUCUCAACUCCCAGUCCUCUAGUCUGAAAGAGCUGGACCUGAUUAACAAUGACCUGCGGGAUUCAGGAGUGACGCUUCUGUCCGCUGCACUGUGGAGUCCACAUUGUACACUGGAAACUCUCAGACUGAGUCACUGUCACCUGUCAGAGAGAAGCUGUGAAGCUCUGGCCUCAGGUAUCAGCUCUCAGACCUCUAUUCUGAGACAGCUGGACCUGAGUAACAGUAACAUGAAGGAUUCAGGCGUGAAGCUUCUGUCUGAAGGACUGAAGAGUCCACACUGUAGACUGGAAACUCUCAGGUGA